Messenger RNA from Cornus florida, 862 nucleotides. Its product is annotated as small ribosomal subunit protein eS7-like. Gene Ontology annotation, cellular component: small-subunit processome; 90S preribosome; ribosome. Gene Ontology annotation, biological process: rRNA processing; translation; ribosomal small subunit biogenesis. The transcript has 6 exons. Gene Ontology annotation, molecular function: structural constituent of ribosome. The record is from RefSeq and is a predicted model, not a curated record. NCBI's taxonomy places the organism in Eukaryota, Viridiplantae, Streptophyta, Magnoliopsida, Cornales, Cornaceae. The coding region runs from base 117 to 692 and encodes 191 amino acids.
UUAACUUAUUUCAUCCCUUCAAACCCUAGGGUUUCCUCUGAGUAAUAUUUGACUUAGGGUUUUGCAUUCGCUCACAGAUCUGCUCAGUCGUCGCAUCAACCCUCUGAUCUGUGAAGAUGUAUACGUCAAGGAGGAAAAUCCAAAAAGAUAAGGAUGCUGAACCGACUGAAUUUGAGGAGUCAGUUGCACAGGCAUUAUUUGAUUUGGAAAAUACCAACCAGGAGCUCAAAAGUGAAUUGAAGGACCUAUACAUCAAUUCUGCAGUUCAAAUUGAUGUCUCUGGGAGCCGGAAGGCUGUUGUUAUCCAUGUCCCCUACAGACUGAGGAAAGCUUUUCGCAAAGUUCAUGUCAGACUUGUGAGAGAGCUUGAGAAAAAAUUUAGUGGAAAGGAUGUGAUCCUGAUUGCAACUCGGAGGACAGUGAGGCCCCCAAAGAAAGGUUCUGCUGCCCAGCGCCCCCGGAGCCGAACACUUACUGCUGUGCAUGAGGCCAUGUUGGAGGAUGUUGUUGUACCUGCUGAGAUUGUUGGGAAGCGUGUUAGAUACCGUAUUGAUGGGUCCAAGAUAAUGAAGAUUUUCCUCGAUCCCAAGGAAAGGAACAACACUGAGUACAAACUCGAGACCUUUGCUGCAGUUUACAGGAAGCUAUCAGGCAAAGAUGUUGUGUUUGAAUACCCACAAACGGAGGCUUAGAAAUACCAGUUGUUACAGCCUUGCUCUUCCGGAAGUAUCUUAAGUUUGUUGGUUUAUUUAAAGUUUUGACAUUGAGGAUUUUGUUUGUAAGGCAGAAAACAUGUGAAGCUUAUUUUUUCUUAGCAUAUUAUGGAAUUUUAAUUAAUGGAAUAUGUUCUGUUAUGGGGGUA